Messenger RNA from Aspergillus steynii IBT 23096, 1413 nucleotides. RefSeq names its product bifunctional (2E,6E)-farnesyl diphosphate synthase/dimethylallyltranstransferase (gene erg20). Gene Ontology annotation, biological process: trans, trans-farnesyl diphosphate biosynthetic process. The transcript is spliced from 2 exons. Gene Ontology annotation, cellular component: cytoplasm. Gene Ontology annotation, molecular function: dimethylallyltranstransferase activity; (2E,6E)-farnesyl diphosphate synthase activity. The record is from RefSeq and is a predicted model, not a curated record. NCBI's taxonomy places the organism in Eukaryota, Fungi, Ascomycota, Eurotiomycetes, Eurotiales, Aspergillaceae. Bases 97 to 1140 code for a protein of 347 amino acids.
AUUGUUCUCCUCUUCCGCCUCCUUCUCGCUCGUCGGCUCCUGCUCUCCCUUCUCUCCUCGUCUCCACGGCUCGUUUCUUGUCUCCCUCCACCCAGAAUGGCUGCUACCACCGAUCGCGCCGCCUUCGAGGCCAUUUUCCCCUCAUUGGCCCAGGAUAUCCUGGCUCAUGCGAAGAAAUACAACCUGCCCGACAAUGCCAUGCAAUGGUUUGAAAAGGCCCUCAACGUCAACGUCCCCGGUGGCAAGCUCAACCGUGGACUCUCCGUCCCCGAUACCGGUCUCGCUCUCCUGAACAAGCCCCUGACCGACGAGCAGUUCAAGCACCUCAGCACGCUGGGCUGGCUCACCGAACUGCUGCAGGCCUUCUUCCUGGUCAGCGAUGACAUUAUGGACGGGUCGAUCACCCGGCGCGGUCAGCCCUGCUGGUACCGCCAACAGGGCGUCGGCCUGGUCGCGAUCAACGAUGCCUUCAUGCUGGAGUCCUCCAUCUAUGUGAUCCUGCGCAAGCAUUUCCGCUCGCACCCCUCCUACAUCGACCUCGUCGAGCUCUUCCAGGAGACCACUUGGCAGACGGAAUUGGGCCAGCUGUGCGACCUGAUCACCGCCCCUGAGGACAACGUCAACCUCGACAACUUCUCCCUCGACAAGUACAUGUUCAUCGUCACCUACAAGACCGCUUACUACAGCUUCUACCUCCCCAUUGCCCUGGCCCUGCACUACCUCCAGCUCGCUACCCCUGAGAACCUCCGUCAGGCCCAUGACAUCCUCAUCCCCUUGGGCCAGUACUUCCAGGUCCAGGAUGACUACCUCGACGCCUACGGCGACCCCGCCUUCAUUGGCAAGAUCGGAACGGAUAUCCAGGACAACAAGUGCUCGUGGUUGGUGAACCAGGCCUUGAAGCGCUGCAACGAGGAGCAGCGCAAGACCCUCGACGAGGCCUACGGCCGGAAAAACAGCGAGCUGGAGGCCAAGGUCAAGCAGAUCUACAAGGAUCUGGACCUGGAGAAUGUGUACCGGGAGUACGAGGAGAAGACGGUUGGAGAACUGCGCACCAAGAUCGCCGCCGUCGACGAGUCGGAAGGUCUGAAAAAGGAGGUCUUCGAGACCUUCGUGUCUAAGAUCUACAAGCGCUCUAAAUAAACGCCUUGGCUUUGAUUUUUGUUUGAAGUUUUGAAAAUCUUUCCCCUCCCCCUCGUGUGCUUGCAAAAACAUACCAUACCCCCCACUUUUUUUAAUCUUCUAGUAUUUCUUUCGGUUUUGACUCCCUCUGCCCAAUAUGUUAGCCACAUACCACUCAUGCGAUAGAAUAGCCUAGCCUGUUUGGCUAUGAAGCAUUGCACGUAUAAAUUCACGGUUUCUCAUGACAAUCCAUCUGACAUCACCAUUUGCCUAAAACAUCGUCAUGAAUCCCUC